AUAAAAUAGCAUGUUACUAAAUACGAGAUAUUUUUGCAUUUAAUUUAUAAAUACAUAGAUUGUGUUCCUUAUUAACCUCUUCCUAAUUAAAAAAGAAGACAAAUUAGAGUCUGACAUCGUUUACCACGUGACGAUGGAUAUCCACUUAUGACUCUUUUUCCUGUUAACAUAAUCAGUUUCAAUCCAAACAACAACAGUGUAAAUCGUGAAUAAGGGUUUCGUCUCUCCUUGACAGACUGACAACGAUUCUUCAAUAGAGCAUAUACACAAUCAAUCGUUCCUAUCUCCUAAAUUAAAAUUAACUUCGCUUAAUUUGGUGAACUCUAACACAUUAAUUAUGUAUUUUAAAUUCCAUUAUUUAGGUUAAAAAGUUUUGAAACUGACAAGAGGUACAAUUAAGAAAAGCAAACAGGGUAACAGAAUGAGAUUUCUGUUUAUUUAUCAAACACUAACGAGGUGCUUAUUGAAAGUUUAACAGACUACUAGUCCAUCGUGGUGUAAAUUAUUUUUUAUGGACUGUACAUAGGUUUUUCUAUCAAACUAAUUUGAGUUUAUGUAUGUGGCAUGUUGUGUGAGCAAUGUGAUUUUAAUGUAGCUUUUUAAUAUUGAAGUAAUUAUUUAAUAUACAUUAUAUAUUUAAUGUAUACUAGUCAGUAUAUUAGUACAUAUUCAUACGUCUUCUCUUAUAUACAAAAAAGAUAUCUUAUUUGUUAAGAAAAUAAAAAAUAAAAAUUCAAUUUUGUGUAAUAAAGACAAUAAUGAAAGUGACAGGUUCAUUUUGUGUUCUUUGUAGUACAAAUAUUGAUGCGUCUUCCUGCGUAAAUAUCUUUACGCCACUUCUAUACAAUAAUGAAUUACUAGUAAAUUUUAUAAUUCGUGAAUUCAAACAGAUGUCAUUUAAUCUGCAUAGUCCGUACAUCUGUUUUCGUUGUUAUAAAUUAUUUCAAAUGUUAGAACGAGCACAAUGGAUCAUUAAUAAUGUUCGUUGUGAAAUUUUAAAAUCUCAGCAACGUAUAUUACCGAAGAAUACAGAUUAUCUUUUAGGCAAUACUCAAAUUUUAGAAGCUAUUCAAACUAAACGGGAUUUGGAUGAGACAACAAAUGGACCUAAACAUAUCACAGAUCUAACAUAUUUGAAUAUUAAUCCAAACCUUAUGGCCUCUCAUAAUAUUAAAAAUAUUGAACUGAUUGAAUCAAAAGAUAUUUUUAAAGAAGAAACAGAUGUUGAUAGUAAAGUUUCAGAAAACAUAUACAGUAUUAUUAAAAAUAAUAGUUAUUGUAAUGUAGAUUAUAAGAAUAAUGAUAAUGUAAAUAAAGAGAUGAAGAUGGAAAUAUAUAAUAAAAAUCGAGAUUUGAUCAUGGAAAUAUUAGAAAAAGAAGUUGGCAAAUAUAUGUUAAAUGAUAUAGUAGAACGAGAUAUCACAGAACAAGAAAUUAAUAAUAAACAGUGUAAGUUCUGUACCGAAUCAUUUAAGACCAAUGAGGAAUUAAAUGUACACUUAUUAAAACAUAAUGAUACACAAUUAUAUCAGUGUUCUGAAUGUAAGGAAAUAUUCAUAAGUGUUUCACUUGCAAGUACGCAUGUAUUAAAAGCACACAGUGAAAAUCAAGUUUGCAUUAAUAUUUUACCAAUCUCGUAUAAAAAUGAAAUAGAACCUUCUCUUAAUGAUGUUUCUCUUUUUUCACAAAAUAAUACGGAAGCAUUAAAUGAUAUAAAGUCAAAUACUUUUGAACAUACUGAGAUCAAUAAAAAUAUAUCCGAAAUAAGAGAUAAUACAUUGUCUACUAUAGAAAAUAAAGAAAUUGCAGAAAGCAAUGCUAUUCAUUCCAUAGAUGAAAAGAGCAAAGGAAAUUUAAAUUCUGUUUCUUGGAAGUCGAGAGGAAUAUUAAAUUACAGUUUAAAACCAUUUAAAUAUACAUGCUCUAAAUGUAAUAAAAAGUGGAAAACAUCUACGGAAUUAAAAAUACAUAUGAAAUCUCAUUCAAAUAUAAGACCAUAUAUGUGUGAAAUAUGUGGUCAGGCUUACAAAUAUAAACAAGCUUUAAAAAUACAUAUUGAUAUGCAUAAUGGAAUAAGCCCAUUUCAAUGUUCUUAUUGUAACAAAUGUUUUACACAAAAAGGUGCAUUAGUGAGACAUUUACCAAUGCAUACCGGAGAAACACCAUAUCAAUGUGAAUUAUGUGGCAAAAGAUUUAUACAUCAUUCAUCAUACAACAUGCAUAGAUUAUCUCAUACUGGAAAAAAAUCUUAUCAAUGUCAAAUAUGCGAUGCAUCAUUGCUGUCUACAUCACAUUUAAAAAGACACAUGCGAGUACAUACGGGUGAAAAACCAUACAGUUGCACCGUAUGUGGAAGACGUUUCGCGCAGCGAUACAAUUUACAAUCUCAUCAAAAAAUACAUAGCACAUCAGAAACAACGACAAAUGAUACUGAAGAUUUAUAAAAUUUGUGUAAUCAGUGUAACUUACUAUGUCAGGAAGGACACAAAUGUAAUAAACAAACAAAAGACCAAUGCAAUUCAGG
Molecule: messenger RNA, 2524 nt
Organism: Polistes dominula (European paper wasp)
Lineage: Eukaryota; Metazoa; Arthropoda; Insecta; Hymenoptera; Vespidae
Biological process (GO): regulation of transcription by RNA polymerase II
Molecular function (GO): DNA-binding transcription factor activity, RNA polymerase II-specific; RNA polymerase II cis-regulatory region sequence-specific DNA binding
Source: RefSeq, a predicted model, not a curated record